Messenger RNA from Lodderomyces parapsilosis, 1368 nucleotides. RefSeq names its product Npl6p (gene NPL6). The transcript has a single exon. Lineage: Eukaryota; Fungi; Ascomycota; Pichiomycetes; Serinales; Debaryomycetaceae. Bases 1 to 1368 code for a protein of 455 amino acids. The record is from RefSeq and is a predicted model, not a curated record.
AUGGUUAAGAGGAGCAUUGAAAAAAAGCUAGUUAAUGUCGACCGAGCUUCACAGGAGCAGCACAACGAGGGAGAUGUGGGUAAAAAGAAUGAUGAAGAGGCAGACAAGAAAAAUGUAGAAAAUGACGAUGAGGAUGACGAAGAGGAUGAAGAUACAGAGGUUGGACCAAGAAGCAAGAAGAGGAAGACCAAUGCGCUGAACGUUGUCGACGAUGAUAACGAAUCAGAUGCGGUUGUUGAAGAAGAAGAGGAAGAGGUGGAGGUUGAUGAAGACGAUAAUGAAGACAAUGAGGACGAAGAGGACGAUGACGAUGAUGAUGAUGGAGCAGCAGCCACAGAAACAGGGGAGGAUGGAACUGAAACCGGCAAGAAAAGAAGAGGUCGUAAAAAGAAGGAAAAGAAAUACUACUACAAUGAGGAGGAAGUUUUUGAUGCUGAUGGGAAUCCACUAAGUACUGAAAACGAUGAAGUAUACAUCCCCAACGAAGAUUCAAAAGGUAAAGAAAAAAUCGAUGAAUUGGGAUACUUGAAAGGCGGUAGAGAAUUUCGAAUGAAGACAUUCAAGAUUCUCGGUGAGGGUGACCGAUUGUACGUCAUAUCAACAAUUCCUGCCCGUAUGGUUGGAUUUAGAGACUCAUACUUGCUAUUCAAAACCCAUCGAACAUUAUUCAAACGAGUUUGUGACAAUGAUCAAAAGCAAGAUUUGAUCAAUCGUGGAAUCAUUCCAAACUCGUAUAAAGGUAGAGCCGUGAAUUUAGUUAGUGCACGUUCAAUUUUUCGAGAAUUUGGGGCAAAGAUGAUAAAGGAGGGAAAGAAAGUAAUUGAUGAUUUUUGGGAACAACGUGCAAUUGAUAAUGGUGAUAUACCCGGUGAAUAUGCUGAUCCUGAUGAGUUGUACAAGACCAAAUUGUCAAAUGUAUUGGGUGAAGGUAUUGGCGCUGGAGGUGUUGGUGGUGGUGGUGGUAUUGGACUGGGUGGGAAUGCAACUCCAAUGGCGCCAGCAACUUUGGUUGACUAUCAAACUGAUGAAACGUGGAUUUAUCAAAUUGCAUCGCAAACUUCAGAGUAUAAUCGUAAAUUGACUGAUUUGCGUCUACAAGUUGCUGCCAAUGGAUUUAGGGAUGUGUUCACGAAUAUUGUUCAAUUUCCCGCGUCGACGCAACCCCACAAGCUUAAAAUUGACAAAGUCGGUAGUGACACUGGCGAUGAUAAAUUGACUUAUGAUAUCUAUUUCAAGAGUGGAGAUUUGAAGCGCCCAAUAACCGGAUUGGCUAGUGUUCCUAAAGAGAUUAUUGAUGAGAUUGACGACAAAGAGAUCAAACAAGCCAUACUUGAUCAACAAAAGUACGAAAUCGCAUCUGUAUUAUAG